This is a messenger RNA of Acanthoscelides obtectus, 1032 nucleotides long. The record is from the annotation of a GenBank genome assembly. NCBI's taxonomy places the organism in Eukaryota, Metazoa, Arthropoda, Insecta, Coleoptera, Chrysomelidae.
AUGAAAGGAAAAAAUUUAAAACAUGAACUUUAUGACAAAAUGCCUCCUGAUUCUCAGCUGUUUAUGUCGGAGAAGUCAGCGUACACGAACCCCGACUUAUUCCUAAGGUGGCUAAAAACACACUUUGUACCCAGGAAACCGGAAGGCACAACGCUUCUCCUUCUUGAUGGCCAUACGUCUCACUCUUCAUCGGUAGAAAUGCUACAGUAUGCCAAAGAAUACAACAUCAUUCUUUUAUGCUUUCCUAGCCAUUGUACGCAUUAUCUGCAACCACUCGACCGGUCGGUAUUUAAAUCGGUUAAAAGCGCAUUUUAUAAAAGCUGUCAGCUCUGGCUUAAACAACAUGCAGGAAGACGCAUCACUAGAUACCAAUUUGGAGAGCUCCUAUCGGAUUGUUGGGGUAAAUCUGCCACGCCGGAAAAUGCCACUGCAGGCUUUAGACCUACUAGAAGCUACCCUUUUAAUCCGGACAUAAUCCUGGAUUAUUCAUUUUCCAUUGCCGAUCUCCUAGACCUAGAUGCUACUGAAAUGUCAAGAUCACAUCAUGAAGAAAGACAAAACAGGGAUACUACACCAUCACCAAUGCCGCAAGUUGAAGGUGGAGUGUCACUUUUGCUGCCUGAAGAGCCUAACGAAAUAGAAAAAGAAAUACCAAGCAAAUUAUUGCAAGAACUUUCACCUGUGUCAAAGCUCCGAAUCGAGUCCACAAAAAAAAUCAAAAUCCAUCGCAAAUAUUUUAACAUCUGUGAACUUUUUAGAAUCAAAGAAAAAUACGCAGAAAAAAAACAAACUUCGGAAAAAAAUGACAAUUUAAAAAAUAUUCCUUCAACAUGUUCUGGCAAAAGAGCAAAUUUUGGCAACAAAAGGGCCAAGAAUAGGACAAAAAUAAGCAAGAAGACCAAAAGAGAUGAAAGCUCUUCGGAUUCGCAAGUUUCAUCCUAUGAUAGUGACUCCCCAAGAGACGAGGACGACGAUAUCUGUUUUGCUUGUGGGGAGUUCGGAAAAGACAACGAAUUAUGGUUUAGAUUUUAG